AUGGGUUCUUCACGUUGCAAUCGUCGAUUGGUAGCUGCAAUUAGAGGUUGGAGAAAAGGCUUCGACCGUUGGGUGUUCGGCCGGUCUCACAUUGUUGAAAUUUCGGCUGAUCGAAAUUUGAAGAAUCCAUCAAAGUUUUUGUCCAAAAGUAAUCUCUACCCAACUCCUGUAAUCUCCACCAGCUCAAAUCCCCGAGUUUUCAAAGCUUUGGGACAUAAGGGUUUGUUAGAAGAAGAAAAGGAAGAUAUUGGAAUUGAUCAGAAUUUGAUUUUGGUGAAAAGGGGUAUUUUGGUGGCAUUGGUUUGUGGUGUAUUGAUCUUUGGGUGCAGAAGAGUUUUUGCUGUAGAGGGAGUGGUUAAUGCUGGUUAUGGAGUGAUUGGGCAGUGUAUAUUGUUGUUGAGGAAUACUUGGCCUAAGGCAUCUAUGAUUCUCAAAGUGUUUAAGGAACAAGGCGUGGUCUUGACUGCGCUUUUGAGUUUGUCUGCCUUCUUCUCAAUGGUAUGCGAGCUGGCUGAAAAAGACUCUGAAGAUGAUGUUUUUAAAAUGCUUUCUAGUGAUGUAACACGCUUUCUCACAACCAUUCUUAUUGGCACCACGGUUGUCAACAUUGGAGCAACUGCUUUAGUGACAGAUGCUGCAACAACAAUGUUUGGGGAAGCUGGUGUUAACGCAGCAACUGGAGUAAUGACUGUAUGUUGCCAUUUUGCUUCUCACGAGAUUACUCCAAAGAGUAUAGCUGUUCACAAUCCCACUGAAGUAGCCAGAUUUGUGGUCAGGCCAAUGGCAUGGCUCUCUGUAAUACUAUAUCCAGUUGGACGAGUUGUGACAUAUCUAUCAAUGGGAAUGCUCAAAAUUCUUGGUAUAAAAGGAAAGAGCGAACCUUAUGUUACCGAAGAUGAAUUGAAGUUAAUGUUACGAGGGGCAGAGUUGAGUGAAGCAAUAGAGGAGGUGGAGCAGGAUAUGAUUGAAAAUGUAUUAGAGAUAAAAGAUACCCAUGUUCGAGAGGUGAUGACACCUCUUGUUGAUGUAGUCGCAAUCGAUACAAGCUCAACUCUUGUUAAGUUCCACAAUUUGUGGUUGACUCAUCAAUAUUCAAGCCUAAUGCAAAAGCAAAAAUGUCAAACUCAAAUGCCCCAGAGUGCGUGGUACGAGGAUGAAUCGGAGUUGGAAAAGAAAGUGUUUGGAGAGGAGGGGAAGGGGGAAAAGGCUGUAGAUGUUAAAACGUGGAGGAGCUGA
Molecule: messenger RNA, 1236 nt
Organism: Hibiscus syriacus
Lineage: Eukaryota; Viridiplantae; Streptophyta; Magnoliopsida; Malvales; Malvaceae
Product: putative DUF21 domain-containing protein At3g13070, chloroplastic
Exons: 9
Coding region: 1-1236 (411 amino acids)
Source: RefSeq, a predicted model, not a curated record